This is a messenger RNA of Anopheles marshallii, 1398 nucleotides long. RefSeq names its product rho GTPase-activating protein gacZ-like. Lineage: Eukaryota; Metazoa; Arthropoda; Insecta; Diptera; Culicidae. The record is from RefSeq and is a predicted model, not a curated record. The transcript is spliced from 4 exons. Gene Ontology annotation, molecular function: sequence-specific DNA binding. The coding region runs from base 1 to 1398 and encodes 465 amino acids.
AUGGGCAAAAUCUCCGGAAGUCACUGUCUCGUCCUUGGCUGCCGUAACCGGCAGCUGCUCAACCAGGCCAACACGCGUUCCUACUUCCGCUUUCCGCGAGAUGCCGACCUCUGCAAGAAGUGGGUCGACUUUUGCAACCGUCCGGAGCUGUACAAAAAGUACGACGAGAACGGGCCCGAAUAUCUCUACAAAAGCUCCCGCAUCUGCUCGGACCACUUCCAGCCGACGGAUUUCAACAAUCCCAACCUCUUCAGCCAAGGGCUCAAGAAAGGCUCUAUUCCCUCGGUAAACCCAGCGAGCCACGAAACGAAACCGAACGGUGGCAAUGGCGGUACUGGGGGUGGUGGUGGUGGCGGAAGUGGCAGCAGCAACGGCGCCGGCUCACCGAUCGAUGAGAAGCUGCUAUCGGCCGUGGCCUCGAUCCCGAAUCUACACCCCAACCUGUCGCUCAUGAUGGCGGCGGUCGCUGCCGCGGCCCAGUCCCAGUCGAACGCCAACCACCUGCUCAGCAGUCUACCGAACCUCAAACGAUCCGUCGCGGCCAUGAGCGGUGGCACCAUGGUGGCAGCGAGUCAGGCGGGCGGCGGCACCACCACCACAACGCCCGUUUCGUCGAAGCGCAACCGGGCGGUGCCGCCACUGGCCGCACCGACCGGUGCACUUGCCAACCUCAUCCAGCGCCAGCAACAAAUUAAGGAGCAGCAGCUGAAGGACCAGCAGCGGAAGGCGGCCGCCCUUGCUGCCGGUGGACUCGUCAACGGGCAGGUGUCAAUCACGCCGGCCAUCAUCGGUGCCGUUACGUCACCGAACAGCAGCAACAAUGGUCCGAUCUCGCUGGUGACGACGAAGAAAUCCAGUGCCAACAGCCACAACAACAAUAAUAACAACAACGCGACCAAUCACAACCACAACCACCACGGCAAGCUGAACAGCAGCAGCGGGCGUGUAGGGCGAUUAGACCAGCAGCAUCGGGACCAUAGCGAGUAUGGGUUGAACAUGGUCGACAUGGAUAUGACCGGUGGAGAAUCGUCCGAAGGUGACUCGAGCUAUCAAAAUUCGGCCGACGAAGACUACGCGUACCAUCAGAAGCUGAAGGUUGCGAAGGUGGAGGCGGUCAUACCACCGUCCCUCAAGUCGCAGCUCACGGUAACACCGGCCGGGACCAACCAUCACAGCAUCACCACCACCUCCACCCCGAACAUCAACAACAACAGCAUCCACAACGUGAACGCGAACGGUAGCGGCGUGGAGGAGAUCAACAUCGACUACAAGGAGAAGUACGAGCAAACGCUAAAGGAGCUGUUCGCCUGCCGGAAGAUCGUGAAGAACCAGAACAAAGCGAUCCAGCAGCAGCAGGGUGAGAUCGAUUUCCUGAACCAGCUGCUGAAGGAGAAAUGA